Molecule: messenger RNA, 1913 nt
Organism: Nymphaea colorata (pocket water lily)
Lineage: Eukaryota; Viridiplantae; Streptophyta; Magnoliopsida; Nymphaeales; Nymphaeaceae
Product: ras-related protein RABB1c-like
Exons: 6
Coding region: 1149-1676 (175 amino acids)
Cellular component (GO): Golgi apparatus
Molecular function (GO): GTPase activity; GTP binding
Source: RefSeq, a predicted model, not a curated record
CGAGGGGUAAGGAGGCGGAGAAGAUCGCCGGCGACACACAGAAAUAGAGGCUUAAGUUGUAGCGGUUUUUAGAUGACCCACAGGGGUGGAGAGAUAUAGGGGAAUGGCCAUGUGUUCUUGCGACAGCUCAUCGGCUUCGUGCUGCUCAUCUUCGUCGCCGUGGUGGUCGUGGAUGGGAGUUCUCUUCAGUCGGACAAGGAUACGCUGAUCGACCUCAAGCAGUUCCUCCAACGAAACAACGCCGCGCAUCAGGGGAAGUAUGACCAGUUGACCGAGGGCGAUGCUUCGCCUUGCGGCUGGUUGGAGAUCGUGUGCACGGGAUGCAGGGUCACCGGGAUCGACCUCUCCAACUUCACGCCGCAAACGCAGGGGAUGUUGUACCCACACUUCCCCUCGCUCACGGCCCUCGGUUCCCUCGAUCUCUCUGGCAAGACCUUUAGCAGAUCGAUUCCAGCAUACCUCGGGCAGUGCGCGUCGCUUAGAUACCUCAACCUCUCACACAUCCUUGAAUGAGGGGGCGGGGACCCUAACCAGCUAAGUUGCUAACAUUGAGUUUUUUGGAAAAAAAAAUCAUAUCGAGCUUCUUGGGCCGCCGACGAUCACAACGGCAGGCCCGAGCCCGACCCGUUAAUUACCGGUCUGGGCCGAGCCCGUUAGCCUCAGCCCGAAAAUCAUUAUUUCAAGGCCAGGGCCCAGGCCCAUAACGGGCCGGGUACCGGGUACCCGGCGGUGGCGCGGCCCGGUGCCCAGUCUUAAAUAAAAGUCGUCUAGGUCACAAAUUUAAUCAAUUUAAAAUGAAGAAUAAAUAGCGCCUUAAUGUUUUAUUGAGUAAACAGUAAAGAAAAGGACCAUAUGGCUGUAAGGAUACCCAUAUUUUGGGAAGUUGAACUUUUACUUGAGGCCCAUGUUUGAGAUGUGUUAAAAAAUAGUUGUUUUUUGGAAAUUUCAGGAAGUGAAGCCUACUUGUUUAAUUAAGAUCAUAAGGUUCGUCUAUGAGUGAAAGAAGAAUUAUUAUAAAAAUAUGUAGAAAAGGGGAAAAGGGGGAAAAAUCACCCUCCCCACGCUCAGGACGAUGAUGCCCUAGCUGCUCCACACUCUCCACAGAGAGUCAGAGACCCUCUUCAGUCACUGCUGCCAUUGAAGCGGAGAUGCGGAGACCAUUGGGGAUGAAGAAUCUGUACACCAAGACGAAGGGUUUUGCCGGCUGCCAUCCUCGACGACGCUUUCAGGCUGGGCAAGAAUCUUUCAGAUCAAUAACUCGAUCUUAUUACAGAGGAGCUGCUGGUGCUCUUUUGGUUUAUGAUAUUACAAGGAGAGAGACCUUUAACCAUCUAGCAAGCUGGUUGGAGGAUGCCAGGCAGCACGCAAAUGCGAAUAUGACAAUUAUGCUGAUUGGUAACAAGUGUGAUCUUGCACACAGAAGAGCUGUCAGCACCGAAGAAGGCGAACAGUUUGCAAAGGAACAUGGUUUGAUAUUUAUGGAGGCAUCUGCCAAAACUGCCCAGAAUGUUGAGGAGGCCUUCAUAAGUACUGCUGCUACUAUCUAUAAGAAGAUUCAAGAAGGUGUCUUUGAUGUCUCAAAUGAGUCCUAUGGAAUUAAAGUUGGCUUUGGAGGGGGAAUUCCAGCCACUGGAAGAGAUGGUACUGUAACACAGGGAGGAGGCUGCUGCAGUUGAGAAUAAGGUGGCCGCAGAUUGAAUAUUCAGCUUUUCGUGCUUGUGUGAUUCUACAUCUAAACUCAAUCCCCUCGGACGUCAAACCCUGUCAUGAUGACUUGUGAACCAUCCUUGUUUCUGUUUGUUUGUACAUUCUGUGAAUGAGAGUUCCUUAUAUUCAAUUGUAUGUAUGUUCCGACUUUGUCAUUGUGUCGUUCUUUCGCUUCCUCUUAUAAAUAAAGCCAUGUCUUAAGUCCU